This is a messenger RNA of Petromyzon marinus (sea lamprey), 8100 nucleotides long. The record is from RefSeq and is a predicted model, not a curated record. NCBI's taxonomy places the organism in Eukaryota, Metazoa, Chordata, Hyperoartia, Petromyzontiformes, Petromyzontidae.
GCAUGCAGCAGCAGCAGCAAGCAUCAUCCUCUUGUCAUCCUCGCACAGAGAGAGAGCGAGCGAGAGAGGGGAAGAGCCCUUACCAUACAAUAGCAGGCGGCAGGCUGCUUAGGCGUAGCGCUUUGCAUAGCUAGCGAGCUGCCCUUGUGCUCUGUUGUGAUGGUCUCGACGUACACCGGCUGAUGUAGAUAUUGUAUAUCGUGCCGUCUGUAUAUUAUGUAUAGUGUUGCAUAGUGGUGGUGUGUGGGUAGGUUAAGUGGGUAGGUAGGUGUGUGCAUUGGCUCUUAUGUAGCUGUCAGCAGGAGCCAGACUUGGGAUCGUUGGCUCCAGUGCAACCUCUUUAAACCAUCAAGUGUCUUCGCUUUAUACUGGGAUUUGUUAUUGUUAAUUUAUAUUGAGCUCAGGACUAGAAUUUUUCUUUUUAAAAGAAGAUUUAAAAUCAAUAGUUAUUGUAUUGGGAAUUAUGAGUAAAAUUAUUAUUGCGUUGGAUUUUAAUGCUGAAUAAUUAUGUAUUUAUUUAUUUAAUGUUUAAAUAUCUUAUUUACAAUUGUUCAAUUGCGAUAUACAAACUGUUGUCGUUUUUUUUUUUAAAGUAACAUUGUUAUGGUAUUGUGUAUCUAAUUAUGUUAAAAUGCUAUUUUUUUACAUUGCUGUAGUGUACGUAUCUUUAAAAGUAUACAAUUAAAUUAAACAUUCCUUUUUUUCCUAUUAAACUAUUAUAUAACAAAGCCCUUCGUUGUACCUAUCGUACAAUAAUUAGUUUUUAUUUUAAAAAGCUAACCCACUAUUUUCAAUACCUAAUUCGGGUUAUUUAACUAAAAUACAUAUUGUAUAAUUCUCAAAAUAAUCAUAAAUACACGUACAGCGACUGAAAAUAUUUUCUCAGUUAUCAAUGUAAUUAUUAUUAAUAAUAUAACACUGAUUGUAAUCAAAUUUCAAAUACCGUAUCACCCUAAAAGUACAACACCACUUGCUUAUCCCGAGCAUAGCCUAAUGUUUGAGCCAUUGGUGCAGGGUAAGUCUAGAUCAUAUGCCAGUCUCAUAGGACCCCGUACGCUCUGUACCCAGUAAAUAGGACCAACAAUGAGACCCAAAGCUGUUUACGCUUGACGUUCACCUGCCCCCCCCCCUCCCUCCCAACUCAACAACCCCCUUCCCCAUUUACCGCGAAUAAGAGCCAUUAAUAUAUUUAACGGCUUGAACGGAGAAGACUACAUCUUCCCUGCAUUGAAGCCGGAUAUGUAUGUGCAUGGAUUCGAGGACUCAGAGGCCGUGAGUGGUGGUUCAGCAGAUUCUUACAAUAGCCGGCCAUCCGAUUCCGACAACUCCCUGGAAGAGGAGCGAGAACACCUGAAACGCGAGGCCGAGAAGCAGGCGCUAGCCCAGCUCGAGAAGGCCAAGACGAAACCCGUGGCGUUUGCGGUCCGCACCAACGUUAGCUACAAUGGCUUCAGCGACGAGGACGCCCCUGUGCACGGAACGGCGAUUUCCUUCGACGGAAAGGACUUCCUCCACAUCAAGGAGAAGUACAACAACGACUGGUGGAUCGGGCGGCUGGUGAAGGAGGGCUGCGAGAUCGGCUUCAUCCCGAGCCCCGUGAAGCUGGAGCUCAUCCGCCAGCAGUUGGAGCAGCGCGCUCGCCAGGGUCGCUUCCACGCAGGGAGACCUGGAGGUAAUUCUCCAUCGAGUCGGGGCGACUUGAUGUCAGCAAAACAGAAACAAAAAUCGCUCGAGAAUGUGCCUCCGUACGACGUGGUGCCAUCCAUGAGGCCCGUGGUAUUGGUGGGGCCCUCUCUUAAAGGUUACGAGGUAACGGACAUGAUGCAGAAAGCACUAUUUGACUUUUUAAAGCACAGGUUCGAGGGGAGGAUUUCCAUCACGCGGGUGACGGCCGAUAUCUCCCUCGCCAAGCGCUCUGUCCUCAACAACCCCAGCAAGCGGGCCAUCAUCGAACGCUCCAACACGCGCUCCAGCAUUGAUGUGCUAGCGGAGGUGCAGAGUGAGAUCGAGCGAAUCUUCGAGCUGGCGCGGACGCUGCAGCUCGUGGUCCUGGACGCCGACACCAUCAACCACCCAACACAACUCGCUAAGACCUCACUCGCUCCCAUCAUUGUCUACGUCAAGGUCGCCUCUCCCAAGGUUCUACAGCGGCUGAUCAAGUCUCGCGGGAAGUCUCAGAGCAAACACCUGAAUGUGCAGAUGGUGGCUUCUGAUAAACUCACUCAGUGUCCUCAGGACCUGUUCGACGUGAUCUUGGACGAGAACCAGCUGGAGGACGCGUGCGAGCACCUCUCCGAGUACCUGGAGGCGUACUGGCGCGCCACGCAUCCACCCAGCGCCAACCCGCCCAACCCGCUACUGGAGAGGACCAUCGGCAACACGGCGCCCGUCUCCAGCGUGCAGAGCGGUGGGGUCGUUGCCUCCCACCUUGUGCACGGUGAGGAGCUCACGGACAUCUCUACUCCCGAGCGGACUUCGGCCGAACCCAGCGAGACUGACCCCCGACGACCCUACAGCAACCACCACCACCAGCAUCACCACCAGCACCAACAGCACCACCACCUACAGAACCACCAGCAGCAGCAGCAGCAACAGCAGCGCGUGCACUCCCCGACCACUCCGUCCUCCUCGUCGUCCCGCCAACACCUCGCGUGCCAGUGGAUGGAUGGAAACGGCGGCGGCGGCGGCAGGGACGGGGGUAACGGGAUGGGGCCCAGGGUCGGAGGCGACCGGGGCACAAUGGGAGGUGGCAACAACGGCCGCAUGGGCAGCCUCGCCCGGCAAGACACGUUCGACUCGGAGACGCAGGACAGCCGAGACUCGGCCUACACGGAGGAGCAAGGUGAAGAGGACUUUCUGGAGGGGCAGCCGCAGUCCCACCACCAUCAGCACCAUCAACAGCAGCAGCAGCAGCAUCACCACCAACAGCAGCAGUAUCAGCAGCAGAGGUCCCGUCACAGGAGCCGCGAGCGCGAGUACGCAGACGAGGAGUCGACGCCGCCACCGAUGACUUCGAACGACGUGCGGCAGCAAACCUCGUCGUCAUCGCGGGGAUCCUGGGAGAGGAACCGGGGUCGCGAGCGGUCGAGGGAGGUCGAUCGCAACGAGCGAAAUCGGCAGCAGCAGCAGCAGCAACAACAGCAACAGCAGCAGCAGCAGCGACACAGGUCACGUGAUCGCUCUCACGAUCGCUACUACGAGCCCGACGGUGACAGUGGUGGUGGCGGCGGAGGUGGCGGAAGUGGUGCUGGUGGCGGCGGAGGCGGAGGUAGCGGUGGUGGUGCAAGCAGUGCCGAGCUGAUGAUUGUCAAGAAUUCCAGUGAUGCGUGGGCACAGGAUAUGUACGUGCGGCCAUGAGGUGUUGGCCCAUGGUCGCCGAGAAAUGUUGAGCGUGCGUGCGUGUGUACGUGAGUGUACUACUUGUUGGGCUUAGUGAUGAGAAGUGUGAACAUUUGUGAGUGCUUGUAAAGGAUAAUAUUUAUUUAGUGGUGUAAUAUGUUAUACUUUAAUGGAUUAUUAAUAUAAUCAGAGUAUUUUAUUCCUUUUUUUUUACAAUUUCCUCCAAUGAUUACAUGUUUAUUUCACGAUGAUUACAAUUCACGUUUAUUGUGUUCAUUUCUAUUUAUUACUGUUAUCGUCCAUUUCUACAUGGCCAUUGUUUUUUUUUAUGUUACUAUUUUAUGUUGUAAGUAAAAUUAUACUACUCUAUCGUUGUUAUUACCGUUGUUAUUAUUAACGUUUAAGACAUUUCAAAUAACGGUGACGUGACAGUUGGCGAUUAUUUGAAAAAAAUAAAAAUGAGAUUAAAAAAAAUACAAAAUACGAAACUAAAAAGAAACCAAUGACGAGCAACAAGUCUGUGCCGAGACUUCGGGCCUCAUUCCUGUGGCUGCAGAAAGAAAUUUCUGCCAAUAUUUGGUGGAAAAUUGACCAAAUCCCAAACAACUAAUUUUGUUGCCAAUUUUUGGCCGUUCUUUGCCAAUAACAGAAUUCAGGUCACUCGGUCUCUUUCACUUGCAUGUUCACCGAGCCACGAUCCUGUGCUCCCUGGAUUUCCCACAAUCCCCCACACGCCCGCUUAACUCACGUAAAGUUCCUUGGCUGUCUUGUGUUUGUUUACGUUUAUAUGGAUGUAAACAACAAUACUCUCUCUCUCUCUCAUGAUGUAUAAAACCACGUGAAAACAUUCCUUCCUUCAUGAAUGUUUUAUUAAUUUAUCUAUUUAUAUAGAUAUUUUAAUUGUGUGUUUUGUUUUGACUCAGCAGUUUCAUUGUGCAUUCAUGUUAAUUUCAUUUUCCAUUAUUUUGUUCCAUAAGAUCGUUCUCUCAUUUAAGAUGCCUCGAACAUUUUAACUGGGCUAAUUUUUUUUCCGAUGAGCCGUCGUUUGAGAUGGGAAUGCAUUCUUUCUGUUUGACUGCCUUCAACGCUUCAAUAUUUCUGCUCCCAUCCACAUGCAAGUUUAGCUUUUUACCCCUAGGUGUAACGCUUCUCACAUACAUUCUGCAGUCUCUACGCUCGAGCGAUUAUUAGGUGGAGUUAUUGAUGUACCUUAUGCCUCCCAUAUAGAAUCGCUGAAUGUUUUUUGCUGAAUGCAUACUGCCAGUAGAAUUCUGCGGAAGCCCACUGAUGCGUUAAGAUCCGUUGAACACGAGGCGUGAUACUCGCAGCUUUUGUUUCAUAAAUGGGGGGGGUGGGUAAGGGUUAACGUGUCAUCGUCAAUUAAUGCCACUUCGCAAAAGGCAGUGCCACAAGCCAUUGCGUCAUUUUGAGUUUAGCAAGGAACAAUUAGGUGGUUAGCAUUUCAGUUGUGGCCUCUCACCGGGUUAAGACACGUCAGAGCAGCAUCGACUGCCAAUGCCCAUGGAUCAGUGCUCAUCUCCAUCCGCAGGCCGAGAGCCAGUGGUGGAAAUUUCGCUUUGCUAUGGCGGUCUUACAGUCAGCAGUCAUUGUAGGACGGCACUUUUACCUUUUUAUGGCGCUGUCUCCCUAUGACGACUGCAGUUGACUUCAUACAACGUAUCUGUUGUUUUAUUAAUCGACCCCGGAUGGCUGUGUGAGCAGUGCCAACCCUCAUCCAGGAUUUUUGAAUAUUUGGACUCGCAACCUUUGUGAUUACGAGUGAAGUGUCCUGCCAACAGUAGUUUACUAAUUUUUAUACUGUAUUCGUCUGUACAUUGUGUUUUUUUUUUCAGGUUAUCUUUUGCCAGUAACGAUGUCUGCUUGGCCUGGUGAUAUCUUUUAUAAGUGUCGGCUUUGUGAGCCAGUGUCACGGAGCCAUAUUUUGUAAAACUACACAAUGAUUAAAUAUUUCCCCGUUUAUAGGAUUUUAUGGAGGUCACGAUAGUGUACUGGUCGCUCAUUGUGCAACAAUCCUAGCGACCUGGGUUUAAUUCCACACCAUGAUGACAAGACUUAUUUAAAGCUUUUCUGGCCCACUGCUAGGUAUACUCAGCCUCGAAUGAAUGUCUAGUACAUUAGUGUGCUCAACAAAAAUACUGGCCGGUGGGACAUCGCGUUGGCCACGCCCCCCACCGCCUUGUGUGCUAUGCCAACCUUAAUAGGUGCUCGCUAACAGCACUUGCCCCUGUGAUCUGUAAGGCUAAAUAGAGGACCUUGGUCUUUUGUUGCGUAUAGCGGGUGAGGGAGCCAAGUAUGGAUUGAUCAUUUACUUAGCUCCAAGCAAGAUGACUCAUCAUCCAUUACAGUACCAAGCAAAUGGUGCCAAAGUCAAUUGCUGCUCUUGAGGCUUCCGCAGAUUUCUAAAUGGGUACGGCUUGCUUUGUUUUUACCCUGUUCCGUUUUACUUGGGCAGUCUAUACCCAGUACUUGAAUGUCACCUUUGUCUUUGGAUGUUAUCUCAGUGCAAAACUAGCCUUACUGUAUUUGUUAUAAGAUUGCUAGAUAACAAAUAAAUAAAACAAAUAAAAAAACAAACAAAAACACACACGAAAAUCCCACGUAAAAAAAACUUUUUAUAUUGAAAAUGGUGAUGCUGUAAAAUUAUACAGAGUGUAAAUAUACAAAAAAAGGGUUGUGCUCUUUGUAAAAGUGGUAAGUAUGGUGUAAUUUAUUUAAAAUGGUCAAUGCUGAUGUUUUUUCGGGGGUGGGAAUUUUUAUUUAUUUAUGCAUGUGACAAAAAAAUCUGAGAGAUUUUUGUUUUCUCUUGUGUUUGUUUACCUGAAGUAAUAGAAUUUGUGUAUGCCAGUGACAUGAUUUUCAUUUAACUAUCUGAUGUAGUAGGACAAAAAGUGGCAUUGUGUUAAUCCAUAUUUAAUGGUUUAACACCAUCAAGUUUACAUCUUGCUCUAUUACCAGUUAUUAUGGAUAUUUUUUCUUCUUGAUACACUAAAAUGCAUAGUCUUGCACUUUCUUCAAAUUGAUGGAAAUAUAAAUAUAUAUAAAAUUGUCAAAAACAGCAGCAGCAGCAGCAGCAACAAUAUAAGAAUAUGGUUUAAACGAAGCAGAUUUUUUUUUCCCCAUCAUAUUUUGGUAAAUUUCACUACGGUGUGAAUGAAUUCCACAAUCCUCCACCUUAGCCUGGAAAUGUUAAGCAAAACUUGUUUUAAAAGGGACUAAAAGGAAAGCAUACAUUUAGCUUUAUUUCAUCGCGUAUCAUAUGACUGGCUGUUUCGGUGAAACAGGACAACUUCGCUUAGAUCAAAUGGCAUUUUUCGCAACAGCACUCGCAUGCAGAAAAAAAACCCCGUCAGAUUUACUUUCACCCCACCGAGGAGGAGAUCUUCACAAUGGCUUUAUGUGUUUAACUGUCUUUGCUAAGGUUAGCCCUGCGGCUGUCAAAGUGAACCAUGCUAGGGCCGACCCACACUUUUGCCAUGGCAACUCGUUUUAAAAAGAAAAUCAACUGUCAAUAUGGCUUUAAACUCAUCGCCUAGCCGCACAUUAAAUGACAACGGUUCGCAGUUAAAAUGUCUUGCGGUUUUGCGUUGGGGCACAAGUUGGUGUUGUUAUGCGGGAUGUUGGGAUUUAUUUAUUUUUACGCUAGAUUGUAUCAUUACUGGGAGUCGGGGCAAAAGGGAAGAGAGGAGGAGAGAGUGAGCAGGGUUUAAGGACACACGCCACUUUGAUCGGUACAUUUGCCACACAAUUGAUAAAUCAUGGGUUCAGAUCAACGAGGCACGUCAGCUGCCAAUUUGUUAAUUUUGAUCUGACGCAUCGAAAAUAAUGGGAUUCAUUGAGUGGAAAGAUGCCUCAUCAUGCACAUUGUACUUGAUAAACCAUAGCACCACGAUAUAGAAACUUGUGUUUGGUAUUUGUUUUUAAAAUCUGAUUAUUUAGUUCUGUGGUAGAAAUGUUGGACUGUCCGUAAGGUUGAGAGUUCAAAUAUGAGUGAGGGGUUGGUAAAACUCAGCCCCUUCAUUCCUUUUUGGAGUUCAUUAAGUGAGUACCACCUCUUGGGAAUUCAGCAGUGGUUGUCCUGCGGAGAAACUGACUCCUGCCAUGGGAACGAUGAAUUUCCACCGACUGGCUCAGGGCCACCAUUGGAGACACCUCAUUGCUGAUAUCAGCAUUCCGACCGUCGUGACCUUUCUACUGUACGUAUUAUAACGCUAGAUUUAUUACUGAACAGUAUCCAGAUCAUUUUUUUGUCGAAGACAUGCUUCCUAACAAACCCCAUCAAAUAAUAUAAAAUGUGAGUGUUCAUCUAGGGACAGCCAAAAUAGCGUUUUACAAUUUUGCCUAAAUGCAGGGUUUGCAUAGAAGACAAAAUUUACAAAAAAUUUAAGAAAAUGUUUACAGUAGAAACAUUAGAUUUGCUGGGUUUUCUAUUUCUAAGUGAGACGUUGGCUUGUUGAAUGCACACACACAAAACACUCCCAUAGGUUUUUUUUUUGCAAAAAAAAUGUGGUCUUGCAUCGAAGUAACUAUUUAUGUUAUAAAAAAACUUCCGAUGUUUUAAAAAAGAGAGAAAUGUAACUUAAAGCAUGAUUGCUGCAUGUCACAAUGGUGCAAAGUGAUUUAUGAAAGCAUUUAUAUCCUUUUGUAUUCACUAAAAGUUCCUUCCACAUUGCUUAGAUGUUACUUUGUAAAUGCCUGCCGUUGCUACUGUAUGUAAAGCAAUCCAAUUUCAUUUGCAGCCAC